AUGAAUGCUAUUUGUGAAGGAAGUCUUUACAACAUCUGUUCAUGUAAGAAGAAAUAUCAUCUACCACUAGGACUGCCAUUAUAUGAUGGCCAUUGCCACGUUGAUUUGUUCUUCAAAUAUGGAUUUAAUGAAGUUGACUUCAAUUCACAACUUGCUUAUGGAAGAAAAAUCGUGUUAAUAGAUAAUCGACAUCAUUACCAGAGAUGGUUCAUAAAUUACAUGAUCGACAAUCCCAAUGCUAAAAUCUUUACAACAUACGGUAUUCAUCCAAAGUAUAUUCCUAUUAAUCACGAACGUGCAUUACAAGAACUCAAAAAUAUUUUUGAGAAUAAAAUUAACUUAAAUACAAGCAAAGUCGCUAUCGGCGAGUGUGGCAUCGACGAUACCAGCAGAUCUUCCUUCGAUUCGCAGCUGUUUACAUUUCGAUCUCAACUCCAGAUAGCUGCCACACUAAAUAUCCAGGUUGUUCUUCAUGGUCGCGGUGAAAACUCUUUUCAAAUUAUUCUGAACGAACUGAAGAAAUUUUUAAACCAUAAUCACAACAUUCAAUGGCAUUGUAUAAACACAAACAGCGAUUUGAAUAUUAUAUCAGAUUUCUUAAAUUAUUUCAAUAAUUCAUUCAUCGGCUUGAAUGGAUCAGUAAUUGCACAAGACGAUCCCGAAUCACAGAAACAAUUCAAUAGUUGGCUAAUUAAUCAAACAAAUAUUAUUGAUCGUAUAAUCCUCGAAACUGACUUUCCAUUUUUACGUCCACCUGGAUUGGACCCAUAUCGAUAUACACCAGUCAGCGGAAUAACAUUCACAGCACAAUACAUCGUCAACGUUUUGAGAAUGAAAAACAUGAAUACGACCAAAUUGAUUGACAAAUCAAAUAGUAACAUUCAACGAAUGUACGUUAUCAAUUGA
Messenger RNA from Adineta ricciae, 906 nucleotides. The record is from the annotation of a GenBank genome assembly. Lineage: Eukaryota; Metazoa; Rotifera; Eurotatoria; Adinetida; Adinetidae.